Messenger RNA from Actinia tenebrosa (Australian red waratah sea anemone), 5513 nucleotides. Its product is annotated as coiled-coil and C2 domain-containing protein 2A. The record is from RefSeq and is a predicted model, not a curated record. Gene Ontology annotation, cellular component: ciliary transition zone. NCBI's taxonomy places the organism in Eukaryota, Metazoa, Cnidaria, Anthozoa, Actiniaria, Actiniidae. Gene Ontology annotation, biological process: protein localization to ciliary transition zone; non-motile cilium assembly.
AUUCCUUCUACAAAAAAAGUCCACAAAUUGUCUUUGUUUGUGGUGACUGUAAAUCUAUUUUUCUCUUGUUUUGUCUCAGUUUCGCUAAUGUUAUUACUGAAAUUUUAUGCUCGAAUUAUUAAGGAACAACGUUGUGGAGGUUAAAAAGGCUAAAAACGACAAAAACAGUCCAUAAACUGUGCAGAAUAUGUAUCCAAGAGAAGUCUAUGUCGAGCUUGUACAACAACUGGGCCUAAAAAGACUAAAUAGAUAGAUGAAAAAUGCAAAAAUAGCCAAAGAAAUUACGUUAAGAGACCUAAUAUGCUUAACUAUGAAUAUAUUGGACAGAGGAAAUGAAAAUAUUAUUUAUCUGAAGCAUUAUUUUUGAGAGUAUUUUGGUGACAAGUUGUGGAAGAGAAAAGUUGUUCAAGAUGGAUGACACAAACAGUGUACUACUUGAAAAGAUGAAGAAAAGAAGAGCUGCGAUGGAGGCAACCAUCAUGUCAGAGACCAACUCAUAUCAAUCUGAUGCUGAUGAAACAAUGCAUCAAACAAGGACCCACUCCAAUACUUUGACACCAUCAAGAAUGGCAGAUGACACAGUUACUGAAAUUCAAACAUUAAGCCCUGGUGGGGCAGACGAGACACUUGUACAGGAUCUGGAUCAAGACCAUGACAUGCUUCAAAACUUACAAACCAGAAGACAGCAAAGAAAAGAAGAGCUUUCUCGUACCCUGGAGAGUGGCCCGUCAGGUGGUGCAUGGGGAGAACAAGCCCAAAGCCAGCAGCCAUCCACUUCUGCACUGCCAGAAUCUCCGUCAGGUCCUGGGCCACGCCUACAAAAGUUGACUACUGGUGAUGAUAGGCUAUCACCUUCAACAGCUGGUGACAGCAUGAAUCUAAAUGCAUCUAUCAGAGAAAGACUACGCAGUAAAGUCAGGGGGAGACAGGCAAUGGGUGCUUUGGAGGAAACUACACCUGAACGCAGACUGAAAGGCCUAAGAGAUCAUCCACUACCAACAAGAUUUGAUGAAGCAGGGCUGGCAGGACUAGACGAGAUGGAAGAAGAAGAGGAUAAAGCUUUGCAAGAGAGUAUUGCAAGUGUCAAUAGAUGGAAGAAAAUGGCAAGAAUGACUCAUAUAAGACAUCCUGAUGGAGCGCCGUCAGAAGAGGAGGCAUAUAACUUCUUUGUUGGUAGUAUGGAUACCGAGGGGACUGACCAGAAGGACGCAACAACAGAACAGGUAACUGAAGUUCCUGAUGAAGGUUUGCCAACAUUUUGGGGCAAACCACGUUACGUUCCGCAAUACAAGCAGCUGGAGAUUGAAUCAACUAUAUAUAAAGUACCAAGUAUCCUGGCAGUUCCCAUUGAUAAGAAAGUUCCAGAAGGGCGAGAGCCCAGGUAUCUUGAAGAGGAAGGGUUUUAUGUUGGUAAACCACCACCAGUCUGCUUCUCUAACCUAAAUAUCAUGGAAGAUAGGCUUGUUGGCACUGAUAAGAAACUCAUCUGGUUUGGUGAAGAUGGUCAUCUAAAACGUCUUGCUAACCCACUUAGAGAAAAAUCCACCCGACCCACCCCAGUCAUAGCACCUGAAGAACUGGACCGGAUCCCAGAGGGUCAGUACCAGCUGGAUGUAGAUAGUUCUACCAUCACCUUCACCCAUCAUCCUUUAUUCAGUAAGGAACACGUACUGGCAUCGCGCCUUCAACAGCUGUACAAACAGUACUGUCAACGACGCAAGAAGGCCUUGUCUGCGCACCUUACAGACAAGCUCACAGCUUUAAAGAUUGCUCGAAGACAAAUCCAAGAGGGAGAGAUGGAAGCAAGAAGAAGUAAUAAGAAUAAAGAAGCUACUGACAGAGAGAAGCGAGCACGAGACUAUCUCCAGCAAAUCAAGGACGUUCGCAGACUAAGAGACACAGAAGAUUAUAGUGAUAGAACACUGAUAAAGAGCAUGUUGCAGUGCUGGAAGGACAUCAAGUCUCUACGUGACGCCCAGGGUUACACUACCACUCCUAUCAAACUAGUUAUACAUAAAGAAGAGGCGGAUCCAAAUGAAGUGGAGUUAUAUCGAAUAGAACUGGAAGAAGAGCUACGAGAAAGAAUAGAGGAAUUUGAAUCAGAAUAUCAACAGCAGCUAGCAACCUAUGAAUCUGAGCUAAGAGAAUGGAAGCGAAUCAUGAAGAAAAGGAAAAGAAAACAAGAACAACUCGUGUCUCAAGGAGAUGGUGAACAGACAAGUCUGAUGGAUGGAGAAGCACCUCACAAACCGGUUCGUCCUGCAGAAUUCGACGAAGAAACCGAGCGACAAAAGAUCCUAGAGAAUGCGCGGAAAAUGCGUAGAACACCAGGUGAACCAAUAUUGAUACCAGAGGUUCACAACACCACUAGUAUAACACCACCAGAACAGUGCCCCAGAACUGAAGUACUUCGCCGUAAUGAUGUCCAGCGGUGGUCAGCAUUCAUCAAAGUCUUAUUCAAUGAAAAGGAGGUCUCCAAAACAUCUGUAAAGCGUCUCACAUCUGACUUCACCAUUCAUUUUGGAGAGAUUCAUAACAUACAAAUAGUAGAAUGGCCUGAGAGCAUUAAACUGCAGAUCAUAGAAAGUGGAGUACCCAACAAAUUACUAGUGGAAUUGUUCAUUCCAGUCCCUGAAAUAGGCCGAGUAACUGGCCGCGCUGAGCUGGAGAGCCUGGAGUUUAGUAGUAAUCAGAUGAUCGCAUAUAAACAUGAAGGUGUAGGCAGUGGACAUGUGAUCAACCUCGGUAUCCCCAACAACACAGGUGAACCACCUUUCUUUGACCAGGAAAUCUUGCUCACAUCAGGUUACCUGUUGACUGGGGUGUCCUGGGCACUAGAUAAUGAUGGUCGGCCCAUGGCUCCUCCGUUAUCCUUGACCGGCGUUGACAAGAGCCUUAGUGCUCUUAGACGAUACGAUGCUAUGGCAGCUCUUGGUGCAGCUGGAAUGGUUGAUAUGCAGAAUCUUGCUAAGUGGAUUGCUGAGUCUCAUCUUGAUCCUAAUGAUCCUGCUAAUGCAGAUAUAAUGAGUAUUAUGAAGAUGGGUAUGGAUGGAGCAGAGGCACCCAGGUUUUUCCGUCUGAAUCAGCUAGAAGCAGAGUCAGAGUUCGUUACUAAAGAAGAAAUGGAAAGAUCUAAACGAUUCCAGCUCAUUCAUCUGAGAGACCAAGGGGUGAGUGUCCGAGAGGAAGUCACUCAACGUUCUCUUGUUGCUAAGCGACAAAUGGAACUCAAAGACAUGGUCAUAGAAGAUGAAGUCCCGGAUAUUGGGACAUUAGGGAUACGAAUAGGACAGCUGUUUGCUCCAAGACGACCUUUAAGACCCGUGAGGAAGGAACGAAAAGUCGUUGGGGCUCAGAACUUGACAGUAACGGACGUCAAGGUGCUGGUCAAUGUGGUCCGUGCUCUGGAUAUUCCAAUACGCAACGAACACCAGAGGACAGCAAGAUCUCCUGAUAAUCGCUUCGGAGCUACAUCCUCACGGCAACCCGGUGGAGGUCCAGUAGCUGGCGGACAGUCCGGGCAAAGCCGUGUGCAAGACCACUCGGAUCAGCUUCUCGUCCGUCCUUUUAUCGAAGCUGUAUUCCAAGGAAAUUUUGCAAAGACAAGUGUCGCGGAAGGGCCUAACCCGAGCUGGAAUGAACAACUUAUUAUUCCUUUUAGGGCGCCCAAGAAUGAUUACUCACCAGAGAAUCUACAGACGGUUAAUGAUGUCAUGUAUCUGAACUUGUUUGAUGAACUUGUCUAUGAUAUCUUACAGGAUGACCGUCAGCGUGGUACUAGUGUACAUCAACGUCUAGAGAGACACUGGUUGGGAAGUAUAGAGAUACCAUUCUCUACUAUCUACUUCAAUGGCAAGGUUGAAGGAACGUUUCGAGUAAACACCCCACCAGUCCUUCUCGGUUACCAUCAUCAGAAACGAUCUCUGGGGUCUGGUACUAAUGUCCAAGUCAAGCAUGACACCCUACUGACCAUUUUUGUAACGAUUGAGCCGGCGUUACAACCAUCACAUCCAAUGGCUGAACGGGAGUUGCUAGCCCGAUAUGUGUCUCUAGUUCCUUAUGUAUCGGAUUCUGCUGCAUUUCCUGAUCUGUGUGACAUCUGGGCCACUUCUGAUCAAUUCCUCCAGAUGUUGGCAGGCGAUGAAGAAGAACACGCUAUCCUACUAUGUAAUUACCUGACUCACAGGGGGAGGGGAAAGGCUUACGUUGUACUAGGAACGGGUAUACCAGAAGGGUCCACUGCAUAUGUUCUGACGGUAGUGGAUGGUAAGCACCAACUAUGGAACGCGCACACGGGACGCUCGUACGAUGUACAUGACCCUCACUGUCCUCUGAAGAGUCUUGGAUGUGUCUUCAAUGAGGAAAACAUCUGGGCAAACGUGCAAGAAAACGACGAACCAUUCAGACUCAUCUAUGACUUUACUAAACCAAACUUGUGGCAGCCAUUCUUUUCCAAGAAAUACCCACGACCUGCGUUAUCUAGUGUCCAGAAAGAGACACUCGAGUACCGUACAGUAGAUCGUGAAUAUGUGAUACGAACACAAGACAGGGUUGAGAAGUUGUUAAUGGAUAAGAUAAUGAGCUGGAGACCUCGUUUCGUUACUCGUUGGAACAGAUACUGCACGCAAGCAUUUAGAAAUCUUCUUUCCAACAUCGAGCAGACUGUAGGUCAGGCAAACCCAGAUAGCCACACAGCUGAACUCGACCAAAUCCUAUCAUCUUACCAGUUGUCUGGUUUUCCUAUCAAUAUGCCAUUCACAGACAUCCCUCCAGUUAUGGAUGCAGUCUACAGCACAGGAGUGCAUUCUAUAGAGGAUCCUGAUGUAGAGUUUGCUCUAGCUACCCAUAUCCAUCCGUACCCCCAUGGUGUCAUGUCUCUCUGGGUGUAUGUAGGUACCCUAAAGCGUAAAGGUGCAUACUAGUGUGUAGUAACUGACUGUACUCACAAUAGCUACCCAUAUCCAUCCGUACCCCCAUGGUGGCAUGUCUCUCUGGGUGUAUGUAGGUACCCUAAAGCGUAAAGGUGCAUACUAGUGUGUAGUAACUGACUGUACUCACUAGUUGUAGAGUUUGUUCUAUCUACCCAUAUCCAUCCAUACCCCCAUGGUGUCAUGUGUGCCUGGGUGUAUGUGGGUACCCUGAAGCAUCACGGUAUAGCCGUUACCCUAAAAGUGGUAUUUUAUCUGCUACAGGUGUACUUGAUACAACCUGUUUCGCAUUUGUUGCGAAGAAUUUUUAACGUUUUUUUAAAAUAACAAAUUACCAUCAUCAAGAUCCUUAUCUUUGACUUCUAAUGUGGUUCAUUAUGAUUGGAUAGUACUGGUUAUCGUUCAAGCGUUUUAAUUGGUUCCAUUCAAAUUGAGAAGCCAUUUUAAUGUCACAUUAUUGUUCGUUUCCCACUCAUACGAAAUCUGCUGUGAAAACAUUUUCGUACUUAAUUGUAGAUAAAACAUAUUACUUAAACAGUUGUUAUUUAUUAGAGUUUUAAAAAUAUAUCCUUCGUCAGUUUUAAA